Molecule: messenger RNA, 8984 nt
Organism: Magallana angulata
Lineage: Eukaryota; Metazoa; Mollusca; Bivalvia; Ostreida; Ostreidae
Exons: 26
Coding region: 410-7507 (2365 amino acids)
Biological process (GO): detection of mechanical stimulus
Cellular component (GO): membrane
Molecular function (GO): calcium channel activity; calcium ion binding; protein binding
Source: RefSeq, a predicted model, not a curated record
UCAAUUUUUUAUGGACUUGGAAUAGUUCCAUAUGGGUCCGAUAUAUAAUUGUGUGUUGGAAUAAUACGACACUUCAACUGUUGAAUUUUUUUUGUAGUGAGCCUGAAUAAUUCAUAUUUUUUGUUUUCGUCUUCCUGAAACUGAAGGAACAAAUAAAAUUACUGAUCACAACAGCAGAGGCUGUACAUAGUGUCAGUGUGAUGCGAUUGGACAUUUGAUGUAUCAAUAGUUAUCUCUCGGCAAAAUAUAACUAGCAUAGUUGCUCCUGGUUUUUUCUCUGUUAGAUCUUUGACUUUUGGUACAUGCAGACAUGAUUAUUUGAAGUAAUAUCGAAAUUGCAAUGUUUAGUUCCGCAGACUGAAAAAAAAAAUCAUCGAUUUAGUUAGUCGUAAUUCAACUAGCGGCCAGGAUGAUCCAUAUGGCUUUAUCUUAUCUUGGAAUUCUCAGUGCAGCUGUCGUGCUUUCUCAAACAAUCGACGAUCCAUGCCAGAAGUGGGACUUAACGGAUAUCACAGUUAAAUACCAAAAUAUAUUUGAAAGAAAUAUGAGUAAGGUAACAAACCCAGAGAAAGGAAAGUACAAGCACAAAUACAUUGGUAAAGAAGCAAUAACUCACACUGAUGUUACUUUUAAUAUAAGUGUGGGUCGGUGCUCUGGGUUUCCUUCUGGAAUUAUAGUCCAAUGGAACUUUGGAGAUGGUUCUGAUGUAAUAGAGGAAACUCCCCAAGGGUUUCAAAAAACACAUCGAUAUUAUAAACGUGGAAAAUACGAUUUCAUUUUCCACUUUUCUAAUUCAACUGCUACUGAAACAAAAACUGGACACAUCUAUAUAGGAAUAGCUAACAGCUAUACGGUCAGUGAUUUAAAAGUCAUAGUUAAUGGAGGAACAUACUUUACAGUUACUCCACACAGUGGUUUGGAAACUGAAAUAAAACACUACUGCUUUUUUCUGGAUGAUACCAUUUCAAAAAUCAAUCAAACAACAGCUUCGCAGGUUUAUCGCAAGCUUACCUACCCAAAACUUUAUUUGCCAAAGGUGCACAUUCAUUUGAGGUCUGAUCUCGAAGAAGUAUUGUACUCGUCUACCCCUCUGGCAGUCGACUAUAACCUUGCAGGUGGGGGAUUGACGCUAUCAUCAUCUCAAAACCCUGUUUAUCUCCCCCCGGGCGACAACGUACUUUCAAUGACUGUAAGUUCCCUUUACACUUUAGGAGAAGCAACGUGUGAUUUUCAGACAGGUGACAAAGUUAACAGAACAGUGUUCACAUUUGACCAUAAUUUCGGUGGCUCAUAUUCACUAUCUGUUCAGUAUAGACAUUUUUCACUCGGAACAAUGAAAUCAACCGCUUAUUGUUAUAACAGAAUAUCAGAAUUUAGGACCUACACAGAAUUUGAAGUUGUCAAUCCGUGUUUCCGAAUAGAUGAACGUUUUGAUAGAAAGUACUCAAUGCCUGAAACUGCGAUGGACGUUUCUUAUACUGAAGAUGUACUAAUAUACGCAAGGUCAGCGCUGAUUUGUAAAGAAAUGGCAUCAUUUGAGUGGAGAGUAGAGAAAGUUGAACUUGUAACCGAGGGCCAGUAUUUCAAGUAUACUUCCAAGAAUAUUACAAAUAGAGCAGACUCAACUACAAAUGCGUUACUUAUUCCAAAGUACACUUUUGAGGACUCUGGUUUGUACAAAAUAACUUGUACAGUAAGAAUUUCAAGCACCUGGAUGGAUGAAUACACAUUUGUCAAGAUUUUUCGCGCGCCUCCAAGAGCAUUCAUAAUGGGUGGCGAACAAGUAAACGCAAAAGAGAAGAAAGAUACUAAAAUUGAACUUAACGCUGUUGACGUAUCCUACCAGGAGAAAAUGGGAGAUGGAGGCAACCUGGAAUACAGCUGGACAUGUAACAGUUCUGAUAAAGAAAAUAAAGGAUGUCCAAGUAAUGAACAAGACGGCAAGUGGGAACUAAAGAUGGACAAAAAAAGAGCUUACGACAUAGUUGUGACUGUAAAAAACAAAGAAAAGUCCUCAUCCUUCCGCCAGCAUAUAAAUCGCGUGAGGAAAGAAGUUCCUCUCAUUGAAAUAAGGUGCUUAUUCAACUGCGGACAAAAACAUGUGGCGUCAAAGAGAAUCAUUUUUAAAGUCGUUUGCACAGACUGCAAAUCUAGAAGAAAAAACUACCAGUGGACCCUUCUUAGAUAUGACUCAUCCCGUUUCGUGCCCCAGGACAUUGAAAACCUGAUUUUAAGCCAUAAUACACAGAAACAGAUAAUAAUAUUUAGGGAAAAGUCUUUGGACCCAAGUUCGAGAUACAAAUUGAAAGUCGAACAAAAGGAGAUUUGGUCUCGUUGCCGCCGUUUCAUUUGGUCGACGGGAUGCAAGGCAAAAAACGGAACUGCUAGCCAGGUUUCAGUUGAAUUGGAGACGGUCAGUCCUCCUGCUAAUGGCGAGUGUCUUCUUGAACCACAGUCAGGAUAUGCAUUGACAACUUCUUUUAAUAUCAGCUGUGAUGGAUGGACAAGCGGUUAUACAAGCGAUGGAUCCUUUAAAUACCCUUUAUUUUAUAACUACAAUGCCUCAAUUUUCCAAAGAAUUGGAGAUGAAACGUAUGGUUUCUCCACAGUACUAUACAGCGGAUAUGAAAGCUCAGUUAAAAAUUUAAAAUUGCCUGCGGGGUAUGAAUUGAGUUCAAGAGAAGUGGACAUCUCUGUUCAGGUCAUUGACUACCUAGGUGAAAUGCAAGAAUGGACGAAAACUGUAACGGUUUAUCCACUGAAUGAAACUUUGACAUCAGAUGAAGAAUAUAAACAACGCGUUUUGUUUGAAAAUUUUGAUAGUUUGACCGAAGAGGAAAAACGAAAUGGGAAUUAUCUCUCACAACUUAAUCUUAUUGUGUCUCUUUCCUCCAUGUUUACUAAUGAAUCAACGACGGACAACUCAUCCUAUGGAAUACAGACCAUUUUAUCCAAAACAACAUCUUGCAAUUCAGCUGAUCCAUUCAUUGAAAAAAGAUUGAUAUCAGAAUAUUCAAAGAAAGUAGAAGAAAUUGUGAACAAUAUGUACAGGAUAGUUGAGAUUACAUAUGACAAUGACGGAAAUACAACACUCAAACUUCCGGUGAUAAACCAGAUAUCCUGGACGAUACAUUCUGUGACAAGAUAUCAUCAAUAUCUUACAACGACCAGUAUAGAACAAAUAUUUAAAAUAUUUAAGAUGUUUGCACAGCGAUUUGACGAAAAUUAUAAAUUUAAACCAUUUUUGAUGAAAUACAAAGAUACAAUGGAUAGCAUUGCAAAAGGAAUGUUAACUGUUUUGCGAUCUAUAAUAGUUAAAAUAACAUCGGAAGUUGCGCGGGUAAAUGAUAGUAUGUGGAAAGAUGCUGAAGAAAAAAACUGUAAGAAAUAUCUAGAAAAUUUUCUAAACUCAACACAGGAGGAUUUUCAAAGCAAGCAUUUAGCAUAUCACAAAGAAAUAGAAAACAUAGUUAUGUCGCUACAAAAAACCAUAAUCUCUGUCCUUGUCAAAGGAGAAAGCAUGGCACUUGACCUCUUUGGUACCAAAUUUAACUUGACUCGUACUGAGCUUGCAGAUAAAUCUGAGGGGAUUGAUAUUCCUGUGUUGGACGAAGAAGAUGAAAUAAGAUGUGAGGAAUACGAAUAUGACGGUAGUUACAAUCCAUAUGCAGCCAUAGAAAACGGUAACAACGUUAAUACCUUAGUGAAAACGUCACAUUGUUCGACCGGUCAUUCUCUUCCAAUUGUGAUAAAAUUAACACCAUCAGAAAAAGUCCAGCGAAUAGAAGCUCAAAUUGAUUCAAAUGACCCAGAACAAAUGAUAUAUCUUACGCUGAAUGCCAACAAGAAAGCUAUUAUUAUGUAUUUCCGUCCAGUGGAUAUCGAUAUUCAAUCAAGAAAAAGAAAUUCCAUAUAUACUGUGUAUGUUCGACAUAAUGUAAGACCAACGACUAGAGUUCAUGACUUUUCCAAGAAAUUAACGCUGAAUGAUUGGUCAGGGAAACUGGGGUUCAAAGUAUUUGUCCAUAAAGGUGUCUGUGGCAAUAACACAUGUUUUUUAGGAUUUAAACCAUUAAAUGUGAAGAUAGCAAAAUCCCCCAAUUCAACUAUGUCUCGAUCAAAGAGGCAAACGUCAGCAGAGUCGUCUUCGAAAAAUAGUUCGAAGGUAGACCUUCUAGACGUUGAUUUAGAUGCCCUGGUAACAACUGUAGGAUGUUCUGCAAAAAAAGAUAAUGGAUCGUGGGAGGAUGAUUCAUGUCAGCCUCUUCCGAUGUCUUCCAUUUAUGAAGUACGAUGUAGAUGUGUGGAUAUACCAUCUAGUCAACGCGGUGUCGUGUAUGGAUCUUCGUUUGCUGUAAAUCCAAUCAAUUUCCAUAAAGCUUUUUUAGCUUUCGACAUAAGUAACGCUGCAGUUUAUGGAACUAUUGUCGCAAUUCUACUUUUGUAUGUCUUUUUAAUCGUAAUAUUACGACGAAAGGAUAUUGAGGACAUUGAUAAGUGGACAAUCCGAUUUCUCUGUGACAACGGUAGAGAUGAUGAAUACUUUUACCUGGUGACUGUAAUCACUGGGCUGCGCGCUGGUGCAGGGACGACAUCCGUUGUUAAUUUUGUUUUGUAUGGUGAAUUUGGAGAUAGUGGAAUUCGUGUACUUAGUAAUGAUUUGAAGAUGGAAUUCAGCACUGGAAGUGUCAAUCGAUUUGUCAUGUCAACUUCUAAACACUUGGGAAGAUUGUUAAACUUAUGGAUUUGGCACGACUUCUCAGGAAAUGGACCGUAUCAAAACUGGUAUUUGUCGACUGUAAGCUUUGAUGAUAUGACAACAAGGGAAAGGUACUUUUUUCAUUUUGAUACCUGGUUUGCUCUGGACAAGUUUAAUGGAUUGACCGAGUGUUUGGCGAACGCGCUUGGUAAAAAUGAUUCAAAAGUGCACUUUUCCGAUCAACUUUUUUACAACUUGACGGAAAAUAAUCUAUGGGUGUCUACAUUUCUACGUCCUGAUGAAAGUUCUUUUACACGCGUUCAGCGAUUGUCAUGUGUUGUUACCUUCUUUUUCUUGGCAAUGCUAGGUAAUGCAAUGUUUUAUCAAGCGCCAGGAUUUGGUGAAGAAGUGCUUAAAAUAGGAAUUAUAUCAUUUUCUUUAACCACAAUAAUAUCAUCGUUGAAAUCAGUGGCAGUCACAACGCUACCAGUUCUAUUCGUGACACUUGUCUUCAAACACACGAAAGAAAAGGAGACAAAAUCUAAUGUAAAAGGCAUAUCAAGACUCAUUAAACAAAAACCAAAAACGCUUCCUUUCUGGAUGCGUUACGUUGCUUGGGCAACUAUAGUUCUGACGAUUUCUUCUAGCGCGGUUAUUCUUAUCCUGUACAGUAUGCUGUGGGGCAGAGCAAAAUCAAAUGAAUGGUUGUCAUCUUUUAUGUUCUCCUUUUUCGAAUCUGCGACGUGUGUUGAUCCUUUAAAGGUAUUGUUCGUGGCUGCAUUGUUUUCUUUCGUUGUUAAAGACCCCAACAACCUUCGACACAUUGAGCUCGAUGUAGAUCGUUUAAAAAAAUAUAGCGUUUACCAUAUAGACAGAAACAGUAGCUGCUACCUUGAGUUCGUUGGUGCCGUAUUUCAUCAGCAAAAACCUUCAAACAAUCUAAAAACGCCCCAAAUCCGCAAAAGACAACGACAGACUGCUUAUGCCAGAAAAAGCUUCCGUGACCUUGUUGUCUCCCUUGUAAUGGCUUCAAGUGUUGUUGCAAUUGGCUAUGCAGAGUUUGAUGUGCAGUCAUUUUACCUUCAAGACAACGUUAGAAACUACCUUGUCAGUAACGGUUACGGCCAAUUCGGAUUUUCGGCUGUCAAUGAUACGGUAGGUUUUUAUCAAUGGAUGAACCAAACUUUUAUACCGGCGAAUUAUCCCGAAAAGACUUACAGUGGUGCUGAGCUAGAUAUAUUACAGAAACAAAUGUUCGGCGACUUAGCAAGCAUAAGAGUAGGUCCUGCGAGAAUCAGACAGGUUCGAAUGCCGGAACGCCGAUGUGAUGUCGGUUUGUUUCGUACUGGGCAUACAUGUUGUGGGAGUUACGAAGCGUUGGAAGAGGAUAAAGAACAUUAUUGUCCGAAUUGGAAGCGGGGUUCCUGUUUAAGCACCGGAUUUAUUCCUAAUGCUUGGUCAUACGUUGAUUCAAGCACAAUAUGGGGCCUUCCUAUUUCCGCAGUAUAUAACACAUACAGUGGUGGUGGUUAUUUUUUUCUACUUGACGAAGAACGUAGCCAAGCACUACGCCAGAUCAAGGAUGCCGAAGAGAGCAAUUGGAUAGAUAGAUAUACCAGGGCAGUUAUUACAGAAUUGACUUUAUAUAACCCGAAUUCGGAUAUGUUUCUUAACGCCGUUCUAGUCCUUGAGGUUUUAGAGCAUGGAUUUGCAAUACCAGAUUCUCAUCUUCGACCUUUCACCAAAUCCUUAGAAUUUGAUCAGUGUUCUGUUUCGUUGCAAGCUUCGUUUGCAAUAUUUUUUAUAUACAUAAUUGUGCUAUUUGUGGAUAUUGUACAUCAACUCAUUACUAAUUGUAAAAACGUCGUAAGAACUGUUUGGCUUUGGGUGGAUAUCAUUUUUGGGUUGGCAUCUGUUUCUUCUAUUAUUCUAUUCAUAGUUCGCAAAGGUAUAUCCGACAAGGCAGUGAAAAUGUUUUAUGACCAAACGUACACUGGGGAAAAUCAGUUUAUCAAUUUCUAUCAGAUUAUUGUUCUAAACAUCGUCAUACAAGUGUUACUUGGAUUUAUUUCCUUUAUGGCAAUUUUGAGAGUUCUACGAGCGUUUGAAUACAGCAAAAAAUUGUCUGCCUUCUGGGUCGUUAUAGCAAACUCCGCUCGUCCUCUUUUGGGAUUUUUUGUCAUAUUUGUGAUAACAUUAUGUGCAUUUGCAUCUCUUGUGUAUCUUCUUUUUGGGAAACAUGUGUUUUCCUUUAGAAACAUGCAAAAUGUGUUUGGAAGUUUGGCAAACACUCUCAUAGGAAAGAAUGAUGUUAAAAUUCUUACGAGUAUUUCACCUUUGUUUGCAUUAGUUUUUUAUUUCACAUACGGCUGUUCUGUCAGUUUCCUUUUGUUAAAUGUAUUUGCUGCAAUUCUGAACGAAACUAUUGACCGAGUAAAAAGAGAUGCGAAACAAAGUGAUAUUUUUGGCAUUGGUGAUUAUAUCUUGUCAGUUGCAAAAGAUAUUGUAUCAAUUAUUCAUCCUGUGAAAAGAAAAAUCGCCAAUCUGACGAGGAAUCAAACAGCGGAGGAUCCAGAGAAAGAUCAUCCUCGGAAUGGGGAAGCUGAGCAAGGAGUGGAUGUGCACUCUGUUAUCCGGGUUCUUCGAUGGGUAUUCCGAACCAAUGAAAAGGAAAAGGUGAGAAAAUCAAGCUAUGCUGAAAGUUACAUUAUUUCCGACGACGAGGACUCGGUGCAGGAGAAUCCUAAAACUGACAAGGAAAUAGAUGAACUAUGUCUAAGCAAUCAUAAAAGUUAUAAAUUCCUUUAACACUCAGUAAUACAAUUUAUUUCACAGUUUAUGGGUUUUAAGAAUAAUAAUAUUUUUAUGUAUAUAUAAGUAUUUUUGUAUAGUUUAGUGACAGUAAUGUUUAUGAGAUGAAAUUGAAGAGAACAAACAGAAAGAGGCUACAAAUAGUGUUAUUUGUGUAAACGUUUAUUGACAUUAUUUUUCAGUCAUUUCGUUUUAAUCUGUAAGUGUUUACUUUUACACACAUCUGAGUUCUUAAACAAAACAUCAUUUAAAUACUUCUACAUGUAGAUAUUUUCUUCAAUUCUGAUGCCAUGUUUUUAAUAUCUCUUUUUAACGGGGUUUUCGAAAGGCAAAAACCUAUUAUUGAAAUUGUGAAAAUGGCAUACGGGCAGAUGGGCUGGCGGCUGCACCCCUAUUGUAUUGAUAAUUCCUCUUACAGUUUUUAAGAUAGGAUUUUUGUAAAUCAGUUGUACAGAUACAAAAUGUAUGAGAGAUGUGCAUAUUAUUUGAAUUUUGAUUUUUGAUAAUUUAUGCAAAAAUAUCAGCUAUUGAACUUAACCAUGUUUUCAUAAUAUUGCACAUAGUGUACCCCUAUUGUAGGAAUACUUCCUCUUACAUUUUUCAAGAUAGAGGAUUUCUGUUUUGCAGAUCACUUGUACUUAAAACAGAAAUGUGCAUAUUGCUUGGAUUUUGAUUUUGAUAGUUUGCAAAAAUACAAGCCGUUGAACUUUUUUAAAAGUAAUACUAGUAUUGCAUAUAGGGUACCCCUAUUGUAUGAAUAAUUCCUCCUACAGUUUUUAAGAUAAGAUGUUUUUGUUUUGCGGAUCAAUUGUAUCCAGAUCAAAGAUGUGCAUGUGACUUGGAUUCUGAUUUUUUAUAAUUUAUGCCAACAAUUUCAGCUAUUGAAUAUUGCAUAUAGAGUACCCCAUUUCUCAUGAUAUGUAGUGUUUAUAACAUUAGGGUUGAAAAUGGAUAAUAGAUACUGUUCAUGAAAAAGGUUUUCUGUCACAUGGACAGCUUUUCUCUUGUUAUUCUUUGAUUUUAACUGAAAACAAAGCAUUUUUACAGCAUUAUUGUAAAUAAUAGCAUUUAUGUAAAUUGUGAUAUGUUAUUUUUAUGCUAGUACCAAUAAUAGUAGUCUAGUCAUAAUAUUAUCCUUAAUCAUUUUUUUGGGAACUGACCGGUUAAUUUAUUGACUUUUAAAUUACGAUUCCAUCCUGUUAAUUUGGCUUUAUUUAAGAUGUGGCUUCGGUGGACAACAUAUAUUUCAAUGCUUGACUUGUGGUCUCUGUCUGUUCACUUUCUUGCGUACCUACAUGUAUAUUGAUGUUUUUUAUGAAUGAUAAUGUAUUAGCGAUGUUUAUAUCUGCCCUUUUCAUUGUUUACAUUUUGCACACAUGUAUAAACAUGCACUUUAUUGAUUAAUAGUAUUUUAUAUUGUUUAAAACGAUUCUUCACAGGAAUGGAAUAAAUAAAGAUUUAAUAAAUGAAUGAA